Messenger RNA from Colletotrichum gloeosporioides, 3276 nucleotides. RefSeq names its product Terminal uridylyltransferase cid1. The transcript has a single exon. The record is from RefSeq and is a predicted model, not a curated record. Lineage: Eukaryota; Fungi; Ascomycota; Sordariomycetes; Glomerellales; Glomerellaceae. Gene Ontology annotation, biological process: RNA 3'-end processing. Gene Ontology annotation, molecular function: RNA uridylyltransferase activity. Bases 1 to 3276 code for a protein of 1091 amino acids.
AUGCAGAGUAGUGACGGGCAGCCUGCCGGCCCCAGUGCCCUCGAGAAUCGCCUGAGAAAUUUGAUUCUCACCAAUGCUCCCCCUACGAACGGCCCGCCCCAAUUCUCUGACACCCCGCGAACGGCCGCACCUCUCCCUGUCGGUGCUGCUUCUGCGCAAACCGCCAACAAUGACAAUCCUGCCUCAGCUCCCGUCGAUGGCAAGCUCCCAGGCUCGCCCAAGAUUUCCAGAAAGCGCCCCAAUCAAGCCCAAAGACGCCAGAUGAACGCCCAGCUGUCAAUUCCCAUUGAUACUCGACCUUCGCCGCCUACCCAUUACGGAAGACCUUUUUCCGGAUCUCCGGGUCAUCCGUCUCAUCCUCCCGGCUUCCACCAGAAUGGCGGAAGAUCUCACCACGCGGCCCCUUACCAUGGCCAGGGCCAGCCGCAGGGUCAGUAUGCUGGAAUGCAACCGCACACGCCAAGACGUGAUGGACCUCGACACCCCGGAAAUUUGGACACCUCUCGCUACCAUGGUGAUCAGCCUCAUUUCGCGCGUCAGGACAAUGGAUCGCCCAGAUAUCCGCGCAAUCCUCACGGUCAGCUCUACAGUCCCCGUGGCUCCCAGCACCAGUUCCGUCCCGAGGAGCUGGAGAAUCAGGCCGCCUACCUGGAGGGGCUCUGCAGCACUCUUGUUGCUGGCGCGGAGAUUGAACGCGGCGAGAUCCUCGAGAAGGAAAACUUUCGCCUCAAGAUUGAGCAAGUCUGCCGGGUUGCCAUCGCCGAGUAUGAGCAGCAACAGAAUGACAUUGAGAACUUCCCUCCCCAGUCUGUGGAGUUGAAAUGCUUCGGCAGUCUUUCCUCAGGUUUCGCUACCAAAGCAUCCGACAUGGAUCUUGGCCUCGUCUCGCCGCUUUCCCAACCACAACCGGAUGCCGCAGGCUCACCCAUUCCCAGGCUCAUUGAGAAGGCUUUCUUGGAACUCGGCCUUGGCGCUCGUCUCCUCACUCGAACCAGGGUGCCGAUUAUCAAACUUUGCGAGAAACCCCCUGAGAGACUGAGAUUGGACCUGCUGGAAGAACGAGACAAAUGGGAAAAGGGUAUUGUCGACGUCGACCAUGCAGACGCAGCCGAUGAGGAUGAGCAUGCCGACACUGAAGCUACCCAUGCCAAGGAGGCUACCAACGAUCAGCCAGACGAGUCGGCUGAUCAUAAGACAGACGCAACGUCCCCUACGGUGGGAGAUGCCUCCGAGUCGAAGCUGAGCAUGCGCCAGUCAACCAACAUGUCUCUACCCGCUUACUAUAAUGUGGCGAAGCGGGCAUUGAGAAAGUUGGGAGGUCGUGACGUUACUGUGUCAAACUGCCGCGAGCUGACAGAAGGAGACUACGUGCUCCUUAACAAAGUGUGCGAGGCCUUCUUCGCCGGUCUUCACAAUAGGGAACUGAAGAACAGGUUGUCGGCUUAUCACUCGCUGUCCUUUAAGCCCCUCGCCAACGUACCCAACUACCGUUCGUUAGCCGGCGUCUACGCGCAAAUGGAAGGCGAAAGAAUCGUCAUGCUUUGCGAGGCAAAUACUAUCGUCGCUAGUGCCGAGGAUGCUGACGAUUCUGCUAACGCGCUCAUCGCAGCUUGGAAGUCCCUCCAAGAUCAGCCACACUUUGGCAUUGAGCCGCUGACUUACACCAAGCAUCUUCAAAUCCAAUUGGAGAAGCUCAGAAAGCUGCCAACCGCACAACUACUCACACUCGAGCAGAGCCAACACGAGGCCGCUGGCGCGUAUCACAACAGAACGUCCAAAGUUGUGUCGCAGCUUAGACCCCGCGAUGCCGCCAGCUUGGUGGCUGCCCAAAAUCUCAUCAUCGAGAAAUUCGCGUCCGGCAUAUGGAUCAACAGCAUUCGCACGCAGGUCGCAGAAUUCAUCGAUGCCUCCCCCGCGAAUAUCAGCAUCCACGCCGUUGCCCGCCGCCACAAGAGUCUACAGCUGGCGUCUGAGCUCGAGAAGGCUCUGGACCAUGACUUGUACGAUGCGACUCUCGAAAGCGACAUUAGAGAAUAUAUCUCCGUCCUUCGUGGCCCCAUGCGCAAGAGCAAUGCGGAAGACCCUCACUAUGACUACGUCAUCCCCGUCACGAAACAAAACAUUGAAAUCAUCAAACGCAUGCGCGAGAUCAAGGACCCGGCAAAGAUGUCCGUCAACCAGCCCCGCGACCCUUACCGCGACAAGCUUGAGUUCCCCAAAUCCGGCGUAGGCGUGCAGUGCGACAUCAACUUCUCCGCCCACCUUGCCCUUCAUAACACUCUGUUGCUCCGGUGCUACUCCCACACCGACCCUCGCGUCCGGCCCCUCGUCCUGUUCAUCAAGCAUUGGGCAAAGGUCCGCGGUAUAAACACACCAUACCGUGGCACCCUUAGCAGCUAUGGCUACGUCCUCAUGAUGCUGCAUUACCUCGUCAACGUCGUCCAGCCCUUCAUCUGCCCCAACCUUCAACAACUCGGCCCAGCCCCGCCGCCCGAGGGCAUAUCUCCCACCGGCCCCGAUGACAGUAUCAUGUGCCGCGGACGCUUCGUCGGCUUCUGGCGCGACGAGCCCGAGAUCCGCCGCCUUGCCCAGAUGAACCUUAUCAACAGCAACCGCGAGUCUAUAGGCCACCUUCUCCGCGGCUUCUUCGAGUACUACGCCCAGAACGGCUCCAUGAGCACGUACCCCGGUCGAGGCUACGACUGGGGCCGCGACGUCCUCAGCAUCCGCACCCCAGGCGGCCUGCUCUCCAAGUCCGAGAAGGGCUGGACCGGCGCCAAGACCGUCAUCGAAUACCGCCCCAACGCCGUCAACUCCCCCGGCACCGAGGCCCCUCCCGCAGCCGCGGCGCACUUUGCUCUCAAAUCACCCAUCGACCCGCCUACCCCGACCACACCGUCCGCCGCGACCACAUCGCAGGACGCGCCAUCCCCGACCGUCGGUGGCAAGCCAGCCGUCGCCACGCCCACGACCGCCGCCGCCGUCACCGCCGCAUCCCACAAGAAUGGCGAGGUGAAGGAGGUCCGGCACCGCUACCUCUUCGCCAUCGAAGACCCCUUCGAGCUCGACCAUAACGUCGCCCGCACCGUGACGCACAACGGCAUCGUCGGCAUCCGCGACGAGUUCCGCCGCGCGUGGCGCAUCAUCAAGGGCGCCGGCACCGGCAACUUCAGCGAGGAGCUGCUCAAGGACGUCGCUGCGGUGAAGGAGGAGGACGAGAAGAGCACGUUUGUGUCGCUGCUGGACGAGAUUCACGGGUGGGAGCUGUUCGAGUGA